Molecule: messenger RNA, 5861 nt
Organism: Schistocerca cancellata (South American locust)
Lineage: Eukaryota; Metazoa; Arthropoda; Insecta; Orthoptera; Acrididae
Product: nuclear RNA export factor 1-like
Exons: 16
Coding region: 476-3145 (889 amino acids)
Biological process (GO): poly(A)+ mRNA export from nucleus
Cellular component (GO): nucleus
Molecular function (GO): protein binding; RNA binding
Source: RefSeq, a predicted model, not a curated record
GCGUGGACGUGAAGAAUAUACAAAUCAAAUAACAGCAUUGAGCAUAUGAAUGAGGGUAGUUUCUGGGGGGGGAAAUCGAAAUUCAAUAUAGGAAAAAAAUAGGGAAGUCAUCAUUGGACCGAAGUCUAAAAACAAAAGUAUCAAACAAACAAUUAAUCUAUGGGCGUCGUGGCGGACAGCAGACUGCAAUUGUUCUCAAGGUGUCUGUGAGUGUGAACAGUUCCGUGGUAAACAUAUGGGCAGCUGUACAAUACUGUAUGAAUCAGUUUUUAAUGCCAAGGUGGAAGAACUACCUCACAGUUUUCCUAAUUUUGUAUGGUGAGCGGGGAAAGAGUUCAGCGUGCUAUUAUUGCAGUGUGUUGAUGCGUUGUAAAAUUCCUGCUGGAGGUGUGUAUGUUUGAACUGUGAUUUUCCCGCGGAAAUGAGGCGAAUGUGAUCGGAUACAAAAGUUGUAGGACUUUAUAUUGAAGCGGCAAUGGGGAGGAAGAGGAAGGCGAAGAGGCAUGAGGACAAUCAAGGAAUUCACCCUGUCACCGCUGAUUUCAACCAUGAAAUGAAAUCUGUCAAGAAUGUGCAGAGCUCUGGCAAUACCAUACACAGACCUGGCACGAGUGUACAUAGCCCUGCCACGAAUGUACAUAGCCCUGCCACAAAUGUACAUAGCCCUGCCACGAAUGUUUCCAUCCAGCAACCGAUCGCGCCGGCAAAUCCGAAGAAGAAAAAGAAGGUAAAGCCAAAGCAGAAAACGCAGGUCACCGGGAAUAAUAAUCAGCAGCUGGCAGCACAGUCUGCUCACACGCUGCAGUCAUUGGUGCCGUAUCCUCUUUCGUCAGUAUUUGUGCCUUCCACAUCUGGAGGAGCAGGUGUAGCUGGAAAUUACAUGGAAGUGCCUAUGAGGAAGAAAAAGAAGAAGAAACCAAAGAGACUUAAUAAUAAAGGAAUUCACCCUGUCACUGCUAACUUCAACCAUGUAAUGAAGUCUGGCAAGAAUGGACCAAGCCCUGGCAAGAAUGUACAAAGCUCUGGUACGAAUGUGUGUGCCCAGCGACCAAUAGUGCAGCAAAAUCCAAAGAAGAAUCAGCAGGUAAAGCCAACGAACAACACACAGCCCACUGGGAAGAAUAUUCAGCAGCUGGCAUUGAAGUCAGCUCACACACCAGUGCUUCAGUCUAAGGAAAAAGCACAGCCCCCCGGGAAGAAUGUUCAACAGCUGGCAUCGCAGUCACAUCACACACCUGUAAUGCAGUCUUCAGUGCCAUGCCAAAAUUCAUCAGCAACUGUGCCGAGCAGAUCUGGAGGUGCAGGAAGUGUAGCAGCCCUGAAACAAGGGACAGAUGUGGACCCUACAGAUGAUGUGAUAGUGGUGGAAUAUACAAAAGAGGUGGUACUUGUGGACCUUACGAAUGAGGACACAGAGGAGGACAGUACCAAGGAAAGGACAGAGGUGGAUAGUACAAAUGAAAGGAGUGAGGUGGGAAGUAUGCAUGAAAGGACAGAGGUGGUCAAUUCGAAUGAAAGGACAGAGGUGAACAGUAGGAAUGAAAGGACAGAGGUGGACAGUAUGAAUGCUGCGUGCUUACUCACUGCAAGACCCGGUAUUCUGUCAGAUACCAAACUCGACAUCUGGCAUAAAGUUACCGUGAAACAAACUGUGAAUGACAGAGUAGCUGUUCUUAAUGCCAUCAACCAGCACAUUUCUCCUCUGAGGCUUAUUCCAUAUUUUUUUCACAUGGAAGAUGGACAUAUAACAUUCCUAGUGAAUAACUGCAUUACUUCCAUCAUUGCGUUGUUCAAAAAGAACCUUAAAGUGCCAUACAUGUCUACUGAGAUUGAAUUGAAAGUCCAGCUCCAUGCCAAGAAAAUGAACAUCUCUGCAAUUUUGCAGAGAAUUAUUGGUAAAAGGCUCAGUUCUGAGAAAACAGUUUUAGACCUGUCGUACCUGGCUAGCGUGCCUGAAUUUCAGAAAGUGAUGUACGACCCAUCAGAUACCUCUCAUUUACAGCAGCAGUUGCUGAAAAUGGCACAGGAAAUGGCCCCGAACCUCGUCAGCCUCAGUCUGGCAGGAAACGAGCUGUCGUCGCUGAAGCAUCUCGCUGGUCUCUUUGUCAAAAACAGCAAAUGGAAGUCAAUAAAAGUAUUAGAUGUGACUGACAACAAGAUUAAGACAUUUUCUGAACUGGUGAUCUUCAAGUCUUUACCUGUCACGGAAUUGUACUUGCAUAAAAAUCCUUUCUGUGGGAAUUAUAAAGAAGAACAGACUUACACAAGCAUUGUCAGAGCGAACUUCCCCCAUCUCAUUAAAUUGGAUGGGACUUACGUCCAGAGAGUGUUGCACUUGCCACAGUGGCGGCCGAAUUACAUUUUGUGGAGCAGCCACGGUAACUCAGCUGAGCUGGCUGACCAGUUUAUCGAGCACUUUUUCACACUGUACGAUGGUGAAGACCGGACUUGGCUUUGGGAUCUGUACCAUGAGGAUGCCUACUUCUCUCUCUCUAGCACGUAUCUUCCUGGACAGAGCACGGCAACUAGUGCGAGGCUGAGCUCCUACCUAACAGAGUGCCGUAAUCUCUUACACAAAUCUAAUAAACAGAAACUUCAGGCCGCACUGUGCCAUGGCGCGGAGAGCGUUCUCGCAAAACUUGAGAAGCUGCCACGGACUCAACACGACCCGUACUCCUUCACUGUGGAUCUCCUACAUCAUUCUGACACAAGUGCUAUAUUGACUGUUACGGGUGUCUUCAGAGAGCAAAACCGAAUACAAGACAUAUCACCUCGACAUUUUAUGCGCACCUUUGUCCUCGUCAGUUUAGCAAAUAACGAGUACCAGAUAAUUAAUGACAUCAUGUAUGUAACAAAUGCGGCAACUGCAGAGGCAGAGGGUGCAUUUAGGUACGUGAAGCCAUGUACAAACCAAAAGAAAAUUACACCACUGAAACGAAUAACACAGGUGACGGAGUGUGAGAAAAAUUCCAUGAUACAAGAGUAUUCACAACUUACUAACAUGACAAUUCCUUGGUCACGCACGUGCCUGAAUUUGGCGGGCUGGAAUCUAAAAGAAGCCCUUGAGAAAUUUAUGGAACUGUACAAAGCGGGCAAAAUUCCAGCAAAAAGAUUCAAUAAAUCAAAAGCAGCAGCAAAAUUUUAAAAGCGAGAAAUCUUUUGCCCCUCAUCAAGUACCUGUGUCUGUAUAGUGUCUGAAGUAGCUACUGAGUAACAUUGCAUCCUUUGUGAAAUUGGUAAUUGCUGGAGCUGCACCAGCACCAUUGCAGAAAAAGCUGAUGCAAGUUAGUUUUGUGAGUGGUCAGCAAAGGUGCAUCAGCAGCAAAAAGUGUGCUGAGAGCAGUCAAAAAAAAAUUCAAGUUAAGAAAACUUAAAUUAUGAGACAGAGUUGCUUGGCAGUGCUGAGGUUGUGAAAUAUUUAAUAUUGCUGAUACAUAUACACACACAAAUAAAAGUUUGUGGCACUGUACACGCUUUUGGAAUUAAUGGGGAAUUAUUAGUUCCUUCCUUGGGAACUCAAGACAGCUAGGUGGGGGAAAAUUACAAAAAAGACCAGCUCACUCAAGACACCCAGGUGAGACGAAUGACCAGGAACGAGGAUGUAUCUUCAGUGUUCAACUGAGACACUCUUUAUCUAGGUAAGGAAUGUUGUGGCAGAGUGUAAAUAAUUUAGGAGCAAAGGAGACAACUCACCAAAUAGUAGAAGUGUUGAGUCAUUAGGCACACGCGAGAGAAUGAGAACUUUGCUAGCUAUUGAAACGUCCUUUAAUGAGCUGGAUCAGGGAGUUGUAAUGGGUAGGGUGGGUGGAGGGAGAAAAGACUGGAAAGUGGGAGGAGGCGUCGGGAAAGGUUGCCUGACAGCUCAGAGGUAGGCAGCUGGUGUGUCGGAUAAGAAUGAGAAACACUGGCAGUGAUGCCAGUGACUUGGAGGAGUAGAUUAGAAGGGGUGACAGGGCGGAGGAAGGGGAAACUGUUGGGUAGAGGAUGUGUGUGCAGUGAAAUAGCGGAGGUUAUGGAAUUACGGGAACAGAGGAUGUGUCAUAAAGAUAACUCCCAUCUGUGUAGUUCAGAAGCAAGAGCAGAAUUGACCACCCAGCAGUGGAAAACUAUGCUGACCACAACACACUUUAGUUCAAUCGCUGCUUCACAACCAUGGCUUCCCCCUGGCACGAGUUUUUUUGAACUACAAAUAUGGAAGUUAUCUUUGAAACACAUCCUUCAUUCCAUAAUCCCCGUAGCCUCAAUCUCCCCUAUCUCAAUGCACACACUGCCUCUACCCAACAAGCUCUGUCCUGUCAACCCUCCGAAUUCUCUCCUCCACAUCAUCGCCAUCAUCCACCCCACCAACUCACUCACUUCCGGCGUCCGUGUGUCUCAUUCCCCUUGCCUCAGCCACCCUUCCCCAACCCUUCUUGCACUUUCCAUCCCUUUUGUCCAUCUGCCUAUUCCACUCAACACAAUGCUUCAUUCCAGUCUACCUGCCAAUCUGCAGCCCAAUACUGUGAUUUCAGUCAACCGGCACAAUAUGUGAGGGCAGGGGGGGGGGGGGGGUUGUCUGGAAGCUAGUAGUGUUUUCAUUCCUUUUUGUGUGCCUGUCAAUGACUCAAUGCCUAUGUGAUUCAAUAAGUUGUCUCCUUUCCUCCUAAAUUAUUUACAUCUCUCUUCAACUAACUUUGACCAGUGUGCCUUGCUAAUGCCAGUGGACAUCCAACUUUCAGUAACUCCAUGGCGGAAAUAGCUCUGUUAACAGACUUUCCCUCAAAGCAGAUAAAAUCAGUAGAGCCAUUAAGCUCACAAUUUACACUACAUUGCAGUAAGACAACACAAGUCUUAAAACAACUCAAGUUUAUUAACCAAACCCUGGUGUCAUCUGACGUCGCUUUGGCUUUGUAACUUACAGAACUAAAGUAUCAUUGAUUGUUCUACAAUAUUAAUUUGUUACAUGGACUAUUCAUAUUAUUAAAUUAUAUUUUAUAAAUAUGAAGUCCACAGUAAGAGGCCUUCCAGUCAUGUUUCCAUGGUGUCCCGGAACCAGGCAGCUACAAGAUGCAUAUGCCUGUCUGUUGUUUGUAACUCGGCCAUACACUGUCAUUUCUCAGACACCUGGGGAUCUCUGAAACAUCAUCCGAACAAACUACUAAUAGAAGUUGUUCCAGCAUAAAAUUAUUCAACAGUUAAUUACUCAGAAUAGUUAUGAAGUUGACUUACUGCAAACCGACCUCUGUUGUAUAUUAUUUCUAUGUCGUGUCGUGCAAUUUGCAACAUAAUUUACAAACAACUGGUUCAUGGCUCCCUCUCAUCCUUCAGUGUGAUUUGUUCUCCCUUUUUAAUCUCCCACAACGUAUUUCUCUCUCCUGCCCCGGUAGUAUCUAAUACUUCUGAAAGCUAGCAUAGUGCUGUGGACAUUUUCUUUUAUACACGUCUAUCAACAACACUGAAUAUUUCACAUCCUGAAAGUAAAUACCAGCUAGCAUUUGUGUCUGAUAAUUUAAUCUAAUGUUCAUUAUAUUGUAUGUAAAUAAACGGUUUCUUGUGUGAAAUCAGUCUGAAAACAAAAUCUUGAAUCAGCUAUAUUUAUUUUGUCUGUGUACAUACAAUGCAUGGCUCCCAGGAGUCUCUGUGAUAUGGAAGACAAUAAAAUCUGAAAUGUUACGUUGCUAAUAUGAAUUUUAAUGUAUGCAAAUACAAGAUGUGAUCAAAAGUAAUGGGAAUAUAUUAAUUUUGUAGGCUUUAUACAGCUGAUUCUCAGUAUUUUUUAUUUUUAUUUAUUUAUCUUGUUAGAAUGCAUGUUUGCAUUUUCAGCUGUUUUGAAUAUUUAAUUUAUUGUAGACAGUCAAAAACAUUAUACAUGUUUUCAAGUG